GACUGGAGUCUCGGAGUCUUGUAACAAACAUGCAUGGUAGGGAGUAUUGCCAACUUGAAGAUGUGAGAACAAGUUUUAACAUGUAACUUUACCAAUUCCCCUUGUGUAAUGUUGGCACCUGGAAGAGACCUUCCACGGAGAUCCAUCUUGCUUACCAAGCUUUGGUACCCAUAGCUCCUCUUGUAGUAGGGCUAACCUGAUACAUGUCAAUAGAUGUGAACUCAGGGACCUAAACAAUCACUUUCAUUUCGGGAAAAGGAAUUCAGAUUACCAGUUAGUGAACACAGCAGGAAUCCUCAGUGCAGCAUGGUCAGGAUGGUGAGUGCUCCCAGAUCCAGAAGAGAGCCUAGUUCACACUAACUGGCUCUAUGACGUCUCGAGGACUGCAGGAAGCAAGGGAAUCGUCCUGGAAACCGUGCUGACACAGUAGUGCAUCGUUUCCUAUUAACCAACAAUUAGCUGUAAGGGCGCUAAUUACAUGCAAACACGGAAAUAGCCCUUGGAUGUGGAGAAAGGAAUAGCCAUAACGUUGAGAAGCAGGCUUCAUGGCUCAUCAGAACCAGCACCAAGAUACCAUAGACUCCACAGAGGUGGAGGUGUGGGACAGCAGGACUGCGCAGGAGGUGAACAAGUCCUUAUAUCCUCCGGCAGUGGACAGUCCCUUCACUCUCAACACUCACCUGAGUGCUUGGCGCUGGGCUUGCACCAUCAUCCUGGGGACUGUGCUGGUACCCGUGCGGGUGUCCUGCAUUGUCUUCCUCCUCAUCCUUCUCUGGCCAGUGGCCGUACUCUCCGCCAUUAACUUGCCUACUCAACCUACCAAACCCAUAAGGAGAUGGAGGAAACAUCUGAUAAAGUUGGCCCUGGUAUUCUUGUUUCGUUUGGGGUUCUUUUUUGCUGGGUUCCUGGUUAAGGUCAAAGGGAAAAAGGCUACCAGAGAGGAGGCCCCCAUCUUUGUCUCCGCACCACACUCCACCUUCUUUGAUGCAAUCGCCGUUGUUGUGGCGGGGCUCCCUUCGGUGGUCUCUGAAAGUAAGCUUGUGAGGGUCCCAUUGGCUGGGAAGUGCAUCCUGGUAACUCAGCCUGUGCUUGUGAAACGAGAAGACCCGAAUUCUAGAAAGACUACCCGGAAUGAAAUCCUCAGACGAGUGAAAUCUAAAAUGAAGUGGCCGCAGAUUCUGAUUUUUCCGGAAGGAUUGUGCACCAACCGCUCCUGUCUCGUCACUUUUAAACUAGGAGCCUUCUCCCCAGGUGUCCCUGUGCAACCAGUGCUGCUUAGGUACCCCAACACCCUGGACACAGUGACCUGGACUUGGAAUGGGUUCUCAGGCUUCCAGGUAUGUAUGCUUACUCUGAGUCAGCUCUUCACUAGAGUGGAAGUCGAGUUCAUGCCUGUUUAUAUCCCAAGUGAAGAAGAAAAGAAAGACCCCAUCCUUUUUGCCAACACAGUCCGAAUCAAGAUGGCAAACGCUUUGAAGCUGCCUGUAACCGAUCACAGCUUGGAAGACUGUAAACUAAUGAUAUCUGCAGGUGCCCUUCAACUACCCAUGGAAGCUGGCUUGGUGGAAUUUACAAAAAUCAGUCAGAAAUUGAAAUUAGAUUGGGACAACAUCCACAAGCACUUGGACCAAUACGCUUCGUUUGCGGUCUCCUCAAAAGGAGGCAAGAUUGGAAUUGAAGCGUUCUCACGUUAUUUAAAACUCCCAAUUUCAGAGCCCUUGAGACAGCUUUUCUCUCUCUUUGACAGGAAUCAGGAUGGCACCAUAGACUUCCGAGAGUAUGUGAUAGGCCUAACUGUCCUGUGCAACCCAUCCAACACGGAGAAGAUUCUGCAAAUGUCAUUUAAACUUUUUGAUCUUGAUGAGGAUGGUUAUGUAACAGAAUGGGAGUUGACAACUAUGCUUCGGGCAGCUUUCGGAGUGCCAGACCUAGAUGUUUCCACACUCUUCCAGCAGAUGGCUGGCAAGGAUUCAGAUCAGGUUUCAUACAGAACUUUUCGGAGGUUUGCCCUGAAGCAUCCAGCAUAUGCCAAAUUAUUUCAUUCAUACAUAGACCUCCAGGCAGCCUAUAUAUACUCAUUACCAGGAGAAGUAUAAACAUUUCCCUAAUAUUAAGAUGUUCAAGGCAUCCUUGGGAACAGGAAAAUAACUUUCAGGUGGAAAUGAUGAACUAAAUAAAAAUUAUCCUUUGAGGAAAAACUCAGUGAUUUUUAUUCUAAGUAACAUGGAUACUGUCUUGGAAAAAGCAACUUGGGUAAGGGCUUCCAUCUUUGAGGAAAGCCAGGCCAAGCACUCAAGCAGAAGUAGAGAUGGGGACCAUGGAGGGGUGCUGCUUACUGGCUUGCUUCCCGUGGCUCACUCAGCAUACUUAUACAACCUAGGACCAUUUGCCCAGGGAAGGCACCAUUCACUGUGAGCUAAGCCCUCUCACAUCAGUAUUCAAGAAAAUGUACCACUGACUUGUCCACAGGCUGGUCUGACGGAGACAAUUCUUCAGUUGUGGUCCUUUCUUCUCAAAUGGCCCUAGCUUGUGUCAUGUUGACAAAAACUAACACAGAUAUUAUAUUUAAAAUAUGCUUGAGGAAUUAUAAUGCCUUUUUUCCCUUAAGAUAAUGUUCAUUGGGCACAAUGGCAUAUGCCUGGAGUCCCAUACACCCAGAAAAUAAGAAGCAGAAACAAGGCUUUACAACCAAGCAAACAGACUUAGACUUAAAAAGAUUUACAGCUUGUGUUGGGGUUUUCCUUUUCAUUGGUAAUAAAUUGUCCUCAAGCUC
Mus caroli (Ryukyu mouse) is the source of this 2773-nucleotide messenger RNA. Its product is annotated as lysophosphatidylcholine acyltransferase 2B. Gene Ontology annotation, cellular component: endoplasmic reticulum. Gene Ontology annotation, molecular function: calcium ion binding; 1-acylglycerophosphocholine O-acyltransferase activity; lysophosphatidic acid acyltransferase activity. NCBI's taxonomy places the organism in Eukaryota, Metazoa, Chordata, Mammalia, Rodentia, Muridae. The record is from RefSeq and is a predicted model, not a curated record.